UUAACAUUAUUUUAACUCCUCAAGGGUGCUGGAAAUAGCAUGAGAAAGCUGAGAAAAGGAUCACGAGGAGCUUCAGUGCACCCUUUGGGUCACAGAAGUUCCCUAAGCGUCUCCAGCUCCUGAGUCCAUAAUCUUUCUGCUCUGCUGGCCCCAGAAAGCACCAUCUGUAACCACAGAUAAAACCCAGCUGCUUGCUGGGUUUUGCCAGGCUAAUUAAGAAGUGCUGUGACCUCCCUAGGGCUAAUUGUGUCCUGUUAGUGGGAUGAAGGUGAGAGAUGUGAUAGAAAAUUGCUGCUAGCACAUGAAUUUCCUGCAGAACGUCCCUUUCCACCAGCACCAGCAUGCAGAACAACUACUCCCUGGCUGUCACCACCAGAGAAACUCUUCAAGCCCUCUCUACAGCACUGACAAACUCGUCGGCUGUGUUACUCUCGCCCCCUCCCUGCCCUCUUACCUCUUCAGAUUAUCAGUUUUCACUGAUUCCAGCACUCUUCUCUGUGGUUUUUGUUGUGGGAUUGAUUGGCAACAGUGUGGUGGUUGGGGUGCUUUGUCGUCACACUAGUCCCAAAACAGUUGCUAAUAUUUACAUUUUCAACCUGGCCAUGGCAGAUCUGCUGUGCCUUGCCACCCUUCCCUUCUGGGCUACCUACUAUGCUCAGGGAUACAACUGGCUCUUUGGGUCUCUCAUGUGCAAGAUCUCCAGUUCUGUCCUGUGCUUGAACAUGUUUGCGAGUAUUUUUUUCAUUACAUGCAUGAGUGUGGACCGGUACCACGCCAUUGUCCAUCCUAUUCACUCCCAAAGAAGGACUCUACAACAAGCUUAUUUUGUAGCAUCGGUUGUGUGGGGCCUUGCCUGUUUGUCCUCCCUCCCAACUUUUUAUUUCCGAGACACUUACUACAUUGAAAGCUUGGGGGUCAAGGCUUGCAUUAUGGCCUUUCCUUAUGAGAAUUAUGCAAAAUGGUCUGUGGCAACAGCCUUCCUGAAAAAUGCCCUUGGCUUCUUCAUCCCCUUGACAGUGAUCACCACCUGCUACAUCUGGAUCAGGAGGCACUUGCUUAAAGCACGGGAGUUUCGGAAAAGAAAGCAGAAGAGGGACAAAGUGCUAAAGCUGGUUGCUGCUGUUGUUGUGGCCUUCUUAAUUUCCUGGCUUCCAUUCCACAUUUUAACCUUUUUGAAUGCCUUGGCUCAUAUGAACAUCAUUAACAGCUGUGACGUGAUAGGGAUCAUUGACACGGCACUGCCCUUUGGCAUCUGCAUGGCAUUUGCCAACAGCUGCAUCAACCCUUUGCUGUACUGCUUCAUUGGGAACCAGUUCCAGCAGAAGCUCCAUCGGUUGUUUAAGAGACGAGUUUAUCAGUUCAACAGCCAUCGAGAAAGCUCCUCUUCAAGGAAGGGCAGCUGCUUCAGAGAAACUGAGACUGCCAUGGGCAGGGAAAGAGAACCUGAGUCCUUCCUGUAGGCUCUGGGGCAUGAUGUAGGACAAUGUCAGUGCAGCUGGUUGUCCCUGCAGUGAUGACAUUCCUCUCCCCUCUUCCCUUUGUUUUGGGCCCAUUCAUUUACCAGCUGCUUGAAGGAGAAUCUGUUUUUAUCAUACAUGAGGAUUUAUUCCUCCUUUCUGCAAUGAGCACUCAACUUUUACAUAGAAGAAAAGUUCAGACAAAUAAAUAUAUUGAUGGUAUUUUAAAUAUCAUCUUUUUGCGUGGCUGGGAACAGGCAAGUGUUAAGUGUGACACUAAAAGACUAAAUAUACCAAAGGACCGUUGCACGACAGCUACAACUGCGUAGGUGCUGAGUAUUAUACCCUAAGCUGAUUUUCUAAAAGAGAUUCUCACUAGAGAAUGUGUAAAUAAAGAAGUUCAGAUAUUUCUGUA
Messenger RNA from Lepidothrix coronata (blue-crowned manakin), 1872 nucleotides. It is a transcript of the gene AGTR2, whose product is annotated as angiotensin II receptor type 2. The coding region runs from base 342 to 1460 and encodes 372 amino acids. NCBI's taxonomy places the organism in Eukaryota, Metazoa, Chordata, Aves, Passeriformes, Pipridae. Gene Ontology annotation, biological process: inflammatory response; G protein-coupled receptor signaling pathway; immune response. The transcript has 2 exons. Gene Ontology annotation, molecular function: angiotensin type II receptor activity. The record is from RefSeq and is a predicted model, not a curated record. Gene Ontology annotation, cellular component: membrane.